UGGGGAGCACCCAUGCAUAUCCAAACAUUGAGACAAAUCUAUGGGGAGUGCAUUGGCAGAAAGCAGUAUUAAGCAAGUUGUUUGCAGAUGAAUGUAGGAGAAAAUAAGACCUUAUAUCAAACAUCUACAUUAGGAAAAGAGAAGACAUGAAUAAGAACAGGAGAGGACUUGCUAAGGGGUAUUAAGCAAUAAAGUCCUGGAGACAGAGUCUGACAGAACAUCCAGCUUUAUGGGAUAGAGAUUACCAGUAACAUCCUGCUGAAGACCUGGUCCAUCAGCUUUAUAAAAACAGGACAGCUUUCAGGGAAAAGUCCACUCCUGUCAUUUAGAGAGGCAGGAGAGGGAGGUUUUCGGCUAAAAGAGUAACUUUGAACAAGACCUCUUACCUUGGACUCACCACAAGAUUCUGCAGAGUGGAAAAAGAGUGCAAAUCUAAGAACAAAGAGCUGGGUCAGCUGCUGCAAUGAAACAGUAACUCCAGACAAAAGAAAAAACUAAUACGAACUGUCAACCCAGGGCCUAUAUAAAUACAAAAAAAUAGGCAUGGGACUGCUUGAUCAAGUCAACAGUACCAUCAUCUUGGAUGAGCAUAUAUUAGAGAAGAAGUCACCAUCUCGCUGGCAUGCAGACAGUCUUGUCACCCCCAGUCAGGGAUUUCAAGAUGGAUCCAGUGAACUUAUAAUGGAUAGCACCAAGAUCUUGGGAGUCCAAAUCAUACUGAUAAUGGCUUAUUCUCUCAUCAUUCUGCUGGGAUUCAUUGGCAACUCCUUGGUCAUCUACAUGAUAGUGAGAUACAAAACCAUGAGGACUGUAACAAACUUUUUCAUAGCUAACUUAGCUCUGGCAGAUUUAAUGGUGGAUACUUGCUUGCCCUUUACUUUGGCUUAUACUCUGCUGGAUGAAUGGAAGUUUGGGGCUGUACUUUGUCAUUUGGUGUCCUCUGCUCAAGCUUUAUGUGUUCAUGUAUCUAUUCUCACGUUAACUGUGAUUGCCCUGGAUAGGUACAGAUGUAUUGUUUUUCAUUUAGACAGUAGAAUAUCCAAGAAAAUCAGUUUCACCAUCAUAGCAAUUACAUGGCUGGUUGCUGCUCUCCUAGCUAGUCCACUGGCUAUCUUUCGAGAAUACAGAUAUGAAGAAAUUCCAUCCAUCAACCUCAGAAUAGUUGUCUGCUCAGAGAAAUGGCCUUCUGACAACAGAGAUGCCACUAUAUACAGCUUAUCCAUGCUCAUCCUGCAAUAUGUCUUCCCUCUUUCUAUCAUCUGUUAUGCCUACAUCAGGAUAUGGUUCAAACUGAGAAGCCACAUUAGUCCUUCUGCUAGAAAUGAUACUCACUGUCGCAGGAAAAAAACCACAAAGAUGCUUUUCAUGGUCGUUGUGGUGUUUGCCGUCUCUUGGCUACCCUUCCAUGCUUUCCAGCUCGCUGCAGACUUAGGUAUGGCACUUGCCCUCCAUGACUAUAAACUCCUUUAUACAGUAUUUCAUGUCAUAGCCAUGUGUUCCACUUUUGCAAACCCCUUGCUCUAUGGCUGGAUGAAUAAGAACUACCGCAAUGGAUUCCUUAUGUUCUUCCGCUGUCAGAAAAAACCAGAGAGACUCUAUGCAGAGGGAUCAAUUCGGGGGAGGUCUUGCACUUUCAAGGCUACUACCUUGAAUGGGAGCAUCAAACAGUCAACAGGUGAUGGACAGCUACCAACACCAGUUUAGUUUAUAGCAGCUUCAUCUCCACACAGGCCUGAGUCUCAGCGUUGCCCACCUAAAACUGUUGAUGUUUUUUUCUAAAAAUAAAAAUGAAUUGAAUUGCCAAAAUGCUGUCAUUGUCACAGUUAGAUGAAAGCACCUUAUCUAUCGGUCUGUCAUGCCUUGUGUAUGAUCUAUUCUGCUUUCCCAAGUUAAACAAUCCUUGCCUCCAAUUUUUAUUUCUUGUUGCAAGAAGCAGGAAUCAUGUCAUUCCAUUAUGCUUUAAUUUAUGAGAAUUUAGUUCUACUGCUAUUUGAAGGACAGGAGAAGUAGCAGACAGGAUUAUUUCACUGCUUUAGGCAGAGGGAAUGAAGGUAUUUGCAACAAUAUUGACAAACCACAGGAUCCAAUGGCACUCAUUAAAUACAUGGUGUUUAUUUUAAUUUCCUGUAGAUUUUUUGCACUCCUCAUAUCAAAGAUCUACCUUAGCAUCCCAAUCAGAAUUUUAGGAAGUACAUUAUUAUAGUUAUAGGUCAGCAAAAGAAUGUGAAUGAAAAAGAUGUAUAGCACACGGGUUCUGUGGAAAGUUAGUUCUAAAGUAAUUAGUACUAACUUCUCAAAUUAUUAAAAAAGGCCAAAUUUGCUUUUUGAUUUCCAGCAGAAAAAAUUGACUCUAAAUGUUUUUAAGCUAAUAGCUGUUCAUAGUGAGAUCCACACUGCACUCCAUAAUCAUUUUUUUGCAUUUCAUUCACUGGUUAAAGUGAUUGUUAAAUCUUAUUCUUUAAUAAGUAAAUAUUUAUUUUGGGGGUUGAAAUUCCUGUUCUUCUUGGCUGUUGUGAAUAUUUCAUAUUAUGAGGUUGCUUUCUUACCUUUCCUGUUUGGAGGAUUCUAAGAUGUCAUUCAUAUCCUUCAUUCUUGGUUAAGUGUCUUAUUGCAAAGAAACAUGUCCUAUAAUAUUUAUGUCCACCUACUUGACCAGUUCAGAUUCUGCAUAUAUAGAAGAACAGGUUUUCCUUGUCCUGAAUUCUCAGUUCUUCUAGUGUUCAAAGUAAAAAUCAGGAUAACUCCAGGUGGAAAGUAGAGUAGCUGCAAAGAGCAAAAGUGAGUACUGCGGCACUCAGCAAAGCACUCUCUCUAACUGAAAAUUAUGUCAUACAUUGCCAACACGUACCAGUUCUACCAUUGCUCCAGGUGAUCUAGAAUUGCUCAGAAAUGCUAUGGAAUAUUGAUAUCUUUGACAAUGGUGUUUGCUCUGGCUCCUAGUAUGUAAAUGAAAUCUUCAUUAGCUAAGGGAAAGCAAUGGAGCCAAAAGGGUUAUAAUGGGAUUAGAUGUGUAAUGGAUAACUAUGUCAUCAU
Crotalus tigris (Tiger rattlesnake) is the source of this 3033-nucleotide messenger RNA. RefSeq names its product neuropeptide Y receptor type 2-like. Lineage: Eukaryota; Metazoa; Chordata; Lepidosauria; Squamata; Viperidae. Gene Ontology annotation, molecular function: neuropeptide Y receptor activity. Gene Ontology annotation, biological process: G protein-coupled receptor signaling pathway. The record is from RefSeq and is a predicted model, not a curated record. Bases 544 to 1704 code for a protein of 386 amino acids. The transcript has 3 exons. Gene Ontology annotation, cellular component: membrane.